This is a messenger RNA of Drosophila novamexicana, 2083 nucleotides long. Its product is annotated as integumentary mucin C.1. The transcript has 2 exons. Bases 74 to 1003 code for a protein of 309 amino acids. NCBI's taxonomy places the organism in Eukaryota, Metazoa, Arthropoda, Insecta, Diptera, Drosophilidae. The record is from RefSeq and is a predicted model, not a curated record.
AAAUAAAAGCAAAAAGCAAUCUGCUGCCAAUUUUAGCAACAACAGCACAUUUCACUCGACUGCAUCACGCAAAAUGAACGUGCUUCCGGUGCUGCUGCUGCUAGUGCAGCUGACAGCCAUGGUGCUGGCAGGAACUAAUGAAACCGCAACUGGUAGCCCAGCUAGCUCCAAUGUGACCAAACUGGCAAUGGUUAGCCCAAGCAGCAAAGCAACUGCCAUGGAUGCAGGUGCAGGUUCCAGUGCAACUGUAAUUGCAGCCACAGCCAACCAAUUGCAAGUGGAUAAGGACAAGCCGGCCAAGGUCAACGGCACGGAGGAGCAUGCCGUGGUGCUUGCGCGCGGCGUUACCAAUACGGAUACCGCCACAGUGCAAGCGACACCAAAAGCGAACGCAACAACAACAACAACAACAACGACGACGCAAGCACCACAGGUAAUCAAAUCAACAGCAGCUACGGCGAUAACAAAGCAAACAAACACAUCGGCCAAGUCAGACAAAAUGCUGGCCGAUGGUGUAUCGCUGAGUGACAUCAACAAGAACAAGAAGGAGAAUAACAACAGCAGCAGCAGCAGCAGCACUAUCACGACGCCAGCAGCUAAUAUCAAUGCCAGCGCCAGCAACAGCAGUAGCAGCAGCACCACGACCACGACCACCACGUCAACAACAAGGAGCACAACAACUACAACCAGCACAACCACAAUGCGUCCCAAAAAGCCCACCGUCACAAGCAGUAUGGACAAACAGCUGGAGGGUGAAAAGCUGGAUGCGGCUGCCACAGGCGCUGGUAACGUUGCACCACACGUUCUGCCCGUGCAGGAGCUGAGCAGCAGCUUGACCAAUCGCGGCGAGAAUGAGUAUAUUGUGCCCAUUGUAACAAUAAUGCUAGCUGUGCCACUUGCCAUAGCCGUAUUCAUCAUUAUGUACCGGCGCUUUCGGGAUUUGUGGACAACACGCCAUUACAGGCGCAUGGACUUCCUGGUGGACGGCAUGUACAACGAUUGACGAAGGCGCCAGCAGCAGCAGCGGCCCGGCAACGGAGCUGCCAGCGGCGGUGGAGGGGCUAGUGACGGUGUGGGCUGUUUAUCAAUUGCUGCCACGCGGCUGCCGUAGCGCAAGAGAAUUUGAUAAAGCAAAGCAAAUGAUUGGAAAGAUAAUUAGUUGUUAAGUUUAUUAUUAUGAUUAUAUUUCUUAUUUUGCAUGGAAUGCAAACAGAACAAUUGCGCGAGCAGGAUAGCUAGAGGAAUGUGUGCAAGGGGCGAGAGAAAGCGAGAGGGAGAGAGAGGCACUGGCUAAAUAUACACAUUGCUCAGUCAAUUAAAACAUUGAGAAAAACACUAGAUGAAAUGUUUAUGUAGAUGUGUAUACGCGCGUGUGUGUACACACAUGCUGCAUUAAUAUGUGUUAGCUUUAAAACGCAAUAGUAAUUUCUGAGAAUAUAUACAUACAUUUACAUAUAUAUAUAUUCGUAGCGGCCAAAUUGAAUAUUUUGAUAAGAUUCGAACGUAGCGCAAAAACUGAAAAGUUAAAAACUGAUUUUUAAGAAAAUAUUGCUAGCAUUUGAUUACAUAGGUUCAAAUUUUGUUUAUGCAUUUCGAUUUAUGUGUGUCUAUAUCUAAAAAAAAACUCCAUAUACAUUUAUACCUUUCAACCAAGUUGUAGAUACUAUUCAAAAAAGAAAGGAACUUGAGGCGCAAUUAGCAAUCAAUCAUGAAAUUACUAUACAAAAUAUUUGUACACUAUACUAUAACCAUAAUGUGCCUUACCAACUCAGAUCUUAAUAACGCUGUAUCAAACAUACAUAUAUAUUAUGUACACAUGUGCACAUAUAGCCAGCCACAUGUGUAAUUAAUAUAUAUACCUACAUCAGUGCGUCUGUAACUGUAUCUAGUAACAGCACUGAUAGACUCUGUAAUCUCGAAAGCUAUUUGGCAUAGCAUUUGAUCUAUGCCACUUACAAAAAAAAAAAAUCUAAAUCAAAAUGCAAUCGGUAUAGCCAGAAAAAAAUCAAAGCGCGCAUUUAUUACAUAAUUAUUUGUUAUAAACGAAAUAAUUACAAUAAAGCAAAUGCAGUGUAACCAAUAA